CUGCCCGUAAACACCUCAGGCUUUGACGCGGAUGACAGGAAUGGAGAGUGAAGCUGCAAGAGACAAAGCCAUGGAAGAGGAAAGCACUGAACGGAAGAAAGAGAGGGAGAAAAAGAAGAGGUCAAGGGUUAAACAGGUGCUUGCAGAUAUAGCAAAACAAGUGGAUUUCUGGUUCGGCGAUGUUAAUCUCCACAAAGAUAGAUUUCUUCGGGAACAAAUAGAAAAGUCCAGAGAUGGAUAUGUUGACAUAUCACUUCUUGUAUCUUUCAACAAAAUGAAAAAAUUAACUACUGAUGGAAAAUUGAUAGCUCGAGCAGUUAAAAGUUCAUCUGUUGUAGAGUUGGAUUUAGAAGGAACUAGGAUUAGAAGACGACAGCCACUGGGUGAGCAACCAAAGGAUGUGGAUAGUCGUACAGUCUAUGUGGAGCUUCUUCCCAAAAAUGUUAACCACAGUUGGAUUGAGCGGGUGUUUGGGAAGUGUGGCAAUGUAGUUUACGUCAGUAUACCAAGGUAUAAAUCUACUGGUGAUCCAAAGGGAUUUGCUUUUGUUGAAUUUGAAACAAAAGAGCAAGCAGAGAAAGCUAUUGAGUUUUUGAAUAAUCCACCAGAAGAAGCACCACGGAAACCUGGUAUUUUUCCCAAAACAGUAAAAAAUAAGCCGGUUCCUGCAUUGAAUACAAAUAACAGCAGUGUUGUAGAAGAGAAGAAGAAGAAGAAGAAAAAGAAAUCCAAAAUUAAGAAAGAGAGCAAUACACAGGCAGCUGUAGAGACAAAGGAAUCAAACAUGAACACUACAACAGAGCAAGCACCCAAGUCAAAAAGACAUAGGACUUCAUCCGAGUGUUCAGAAAUGGGGGGUACUGAGGUUCACAGGCAGCCCUCAAAGAGAGAGAAAAGGAAAUGGGACAGAGCGGAAAGCACAGAGGUACCUGCGGAAAGCAGGCCAGGAAAGAGAAAAAGAAGUGGCUCUGGAGAUGCUGAGACACCAGUUACAAAAGUCAAGAAGACUGGUCAGAAGGAUCAAGUUCAUCCUGUAAAACAAGAAACAGAAGCUCCAAAAGAUUCCAAUGAAGUCCCUGCAGAAGAUGACAAAGAUGGUGAUAAAAAAGACACAUCCCUUUCAAAAUCUAAAAGGAAACACAAGAAAAAACACAAAGAAAGACACAAGAUAGGCGAAGAAGUCAUUCCACUCAGAGUACUGUCAAAGACCGAAUGGAUGGAUUUGAAACAAGAAUAUUUGGCUCUACAAAAAGCCAGUAUGGCCUCCUUAAAGAAAACAAUGUCUCAAAUCAAAACUGAGCCUGUGGGAGAGAUGGAAACGGAUGAUUGUGCACAGAAAAAGCCUCAGUUGAAAAAUGUCACAUCCACCAGUGAAGAUUCUGCCUCUCCUGUCAAGGCUAACACAAUGGGGCCCCAGUUUGUGAGUGGAGUAAUUGUGAAGAUCAUUAGCACGGAGCCCCUGCCGGGCAGGAAGCAGAUCAAGGAUGCUUUGGCGCUGCUGGCUGAUGUCGCCUAUGUAGACAUGCUGGAGGGAGACACCGAGUGUCACGUCCGGUUUAAUACUCCUGAGGAUGCACAGACUGUCAUGAAAUCACACAAAGAAAUACAGAUAAAAAACAACUGGAAAUAUGAAGUUCUCACUGGUGAUAAUGAACAACGUUACUGGCAGAAGAUUUUAGUGGACAGACAAGCUAAGCUUAACCAGCCUCGAGAAAAGAAGCGGGGUACUGAGAAGCUGAUUGCCAAAGCUGAAAGAAUGAGACUUGAAAAGACUCAACAGACAAGUAAGCAUAUUCGCUUCUCUGAAGAUAACUAACCAAGACUGACUGUGAUCUUGAAAGUGAACCAGGGGUUUUAAAAAU
Molecule: messenger RNA, 1862 nt
Organism: Oxyura jamaicensis (ruddy duck)
Lineage: Eukaryota; Metazoa; Chordata; Aves; Anseriformes; Anatidae
Gene: LARP7
Product: La ribonucleoprotein 7, transcriptional regulator
Exons: 13
Coding region: 32-1816 (594 amino acids)
Biological process (GO): RNA processing
Cellular component (GO): nucleus
Molecular function (GO): mRNA binding
Source: RefSeq, a predicted model, not a curated record